Psilocybe cubensis is the source of this 1476-nucleotide messenger RNA. RefSeq lists its product as uncharacterized. The transcript has 4 exons. NCBI's taxonomy places the organism in Eukaryota, Fungi, Basidiomycota, Agaricomycetes, Agaricales, Agrocybaceae. Bases 1 to 1476 code for a protein of 491 amino acids. The record is from RefSeq and is a predicted model, not a curated record.
AUGGCUAAUAUGCCUCCAGACAUUUGGCUCUACGUUGCCGAUUUUAUCCCAGACAAGGUCAUUUACCAACUGCGAUGCGUCAAUUCUGUCUUCCUGGAGCUCGCCAUCAAUAUUAGGUGGAAAGAGGUCACCAUUUCGACCAAGCAGAUCUACGAAGCCAAGAAAAUCUUGGAUCGAAUUUCCGAUCCAUAUAUCUCAGUAAGAGUAAGGGCGCUUACCAUUCACUUGGCGAGCUGGGAGCCCUCUCAGAAUGGUUUGGUACUCGCCCCUUCCACUCAGCACAACAUCGACUACGCCAGGCGUGAAACGACUAGGAAGUACAAUCCCACCUCUACGAAACUUGGUCUUCGUUCCUCGGACGCUUCAAAUUCUAUCAUGAACUCCCUUCUGAAUACUUGCGCUGGGCUAACAAGCCUACGAAAGCUCACUCUCGACUUUUCAAGCAUCUCUCCGGUGUCAAGCCCGCAACUGGGAUUCGGGUUAUUCAUUCGAUCACUGUGGCCAUUGGUUCGCAAGAAAUUGCGACAUCUUUUUCUCAAGGGAACUGCGCAGGGAUAUUGUACGGUUCUAGCAAGCAGGCCCACGUUCCCGAACUUGAAAGAGCUAGGCAUGGACCUCACAGUUGACCCAAAACUUAUCGGUGAUUGCGAAAAUAGCAAGGCGUCUGUAUUGAUGGAUACCCUUGUACCAUUUCUCGGUAAAGUCAACUCUCGUCUGGAGGCCCUGAGGAUCAAAUCUCAGCCUUGCCAUUCCAUACCCACAGACCUUUCUCAACUCUUCAUUCAGAUGCCCUUCUUCCCUUAUCUUCGCACUCUUGAAAUCCGUAUGCCAUUUAACCAGAACCUUCUCGAUCCUUCUGGCCUAAAAAAUCUCCUUUCAAAAAGUUCUCAUAAUCUUGAAAACGUCUGUCUCCGUCUCAACCCUGCUGGAUUCUCCCUUCCAUGGGCGCUAGAAGGCCAACUUAUUCCAUGGCUAUCUGAUUGUCUGACAGAGCCCCAAACAUUGUCGUGUAUCCAGGUAUUAGAUAUCUACCCGACAGGAGGAAAUUGUGAUAUAGUACUCGGAUACAUUAGACGGGCAUCUAAGCAUCUUAGGUCGAUCGUUAUUCGCGAUCGGUACUUUGAAGCAGACGAAGUCAAUCUAAUCAUAGACGCAGCUUCGCACUGCCCUAAUCUGAUAUCUUUGCACCUAAAUAUCUGGGAGCUAGAUAUCAAUCUGUUCGAUCAGCUAUACAUGAAGCUUCCGCGAUUAGAAAGCUUGCGGCUUUCAACUGUUGAUUCUUUUGUCGACGGUUAUCCUCGUUUGUUUGUCAACAAACUGGGGGACAGAUGCUAUAAUGGAUGGAAGCUGGCAGAUAUCUCUUUGUGCUAUGGUGAAAGGGAGGUCGAUUCCCGAACUAUGCGUGCACUGGCAAGGAGCAUUCCUUCAGUGAGAAGUUUCUUUGGUAGGGGCCAUAUGCGAUUCGAGCACCAUUGA